UCUUGCAGGGAUCAGCAUCUCCGGCGGCCUCGAGUCACGGGCACAGCCCAUGGAGAUCGAGAAGAUCUUCCCCGGAGGAGCUGCCUUCCUCAGCGGCAUCCUCAAGGCUGGGCACGAGCUGGUGUCGGUGGACGGGGAGAGCCUGGAGAACGUCACGCAUCAGCGGGCCGUGGACGUCAUCCGCCAGGCCUACCGCAACAAAGCCAAGGAGCCCAUGGAGCCGGGUGCCCGUGGCCCCCCCAGAGUGAUGCUGCACCCCCCCCCAGAAGCUUUCCCACGCCCCAGAGGAGCCCGCUCAUUCCUGCACCGAGCAGUGACUGCUCUCAGUGCAGCAGGGAAAGGGGCGCAAGCGCUGGAGCACCGCAUGGGCCUGGGCACGGCAGAGCAGCCCACAGCACGACCCACACAGGAGCACCCAGAGGCAGGUUAG
Struthio camelus australis is the source of this 430-nucleotide messenger RNA. The record is from RefSeq and is a predicted model, not a curated record. Lineage: Eukaryota; Metazoa; Chordata; Aves; Struthioniformes; Struthionidae.